AUGUCCAACGAACAGAACCCCGGUCUUCUCGGUGGCCUCGGAGACACGCUCGGAAAGACGGUCGGAGGCGUCACAAAUACAGUGGGCAGCACCGUGGGCGGACUGGGUUCCACUGUUGGCAACGCAACAUCAGGACUUGGACAGACUGUUUCUGGUGCAACUGAAGGCGUCGGAAACACAGCAAAGAGUGCCGGCCAAGGUGUCCAGAGUGGAAUCUCUAGUGUCGGGGGCCAGAAGCAGACUGGCGACAACCCCUUGGGAUUGAACAACUAA
Messenger RNA from Penicillium brevicompactum, 273 nucleotides. RefSeq lists its product as uncharacterized. The transcript has 2 exons. The record is from RefSeq and is a predicted model, not a curated record. Lineage: Eukaryota; Fungi; Ascomycota; Eurotiomycetes; Eurotiales; Aspergillaceae. Bases 1 to 273 code for a protein of 90 amino acids.